AUGCAAAGCCUCAAGUGGAGGGCAUGCAUGCAGAUGGAACCACUGACCAAUGAUCAGUUGCCGAUCAUCCCCGACGUGCAUGAACAGUGCAUCUGUCGCAAAGGAACAUUGGGCCUCAUACAGAAGCUUACAAAACCAUUCAUCUACCUGUCUGUUAUGACAUGUGACUUCAACCUCUUCCUAGCCAACCUCAUCCUUCUAGCCCACCCUCCCAACAAAGUCAUUGCCGCAGGGGAGACUCGAUCAGCAUGUCACGUGUUAAAUGCAGUGGCCAACCACGGCAUUCUCCCACACGACGGCAAGAACAUCACCUUCUGGGCCUCGAACACCACCGUGCGACAGACUUUCAACUUUGCGCCAUCAUUAUGUUUUUUUGUGCUCAAGUUCUCCGCUGACUUCCUCGGCCGCUCGUACUGGGUUGAUAAGUUCGAUCUCGAGGAGCUGAGCAAGUAUAACGCUAUCGAGCAUGAUGCGAGUCUGACGAGGAGGAAUGCGGCGCUGAUACCUGACCAGGGGAGGCCGGAUUUGGCCCUCGUGCAGGAGUUGUUGAGUGUUGCGACUGGGAAGGGGAAGGGUGGAAAGGUGUUGCUGACGAAGGAAAAUUUGAGUAAGCAGUUGGCGAAGAGGAGGGGCGAGGCGAGGGCUGAGACCCCAGAAUAUUCGGAAAGCCUAUUCCACAACAUGUUCGGGAGUGCAGAUUCCUCUAUGAGUCUCACGAUCUUUGGUAGUCGUGUUGAUGACCUCAGACCGAUGUUGACUGAAGAGCGAUUCUCAGGGAACUAG
This is a messenger RNA of Macroventuria anomochaeta, 783 nucleotides long. RefSeq names its product Cloroperoxidase. NCBI's taxonomy places the organism in Eukaryota, Fungi, Ascomycota, Dothideomycetes, Pleosporales, Didymellaceae. The transcript is spliced from 5 exons. The coding region runs from base 1 to 783 and encodes 260 amino acids. Gene Ontology annotation, molecular function: peroxidase activity. The record is from RefSeq and is a predicted model, not a curated record.